Molecule: messenger RNA, 1020 nt
Organism: Penicillium canariense
Lineage: Eukaryota; Fungi; Ascomycota; Eurotiomycetes; Eurotiales; Aspergillaceae
Exons: 3
Coding region: 1-1020 (339 amino acids)
Source: RefSeq, a predicted model, not a curated record
AUGAAGAGAACACAUUCCUUCUCCGCCUCUUACUCGAGGUCCGUCAGUCCUCACUAUCCCUCGACAAGGCGCUCCUUCGAGCGUCCAGUCUCUCCAGGGUCCUCAUCCGGCAGCCAUGCCUCCGGGGUCUCUCACCCUCCGGGAUCACGCAAUGGGCGAAAGUUGACAAUCUUGAACAACAUCUCCAGUGAUGAACUUCUGGAUUCUGUCGAGAACUGGGAUGAUGGCUGCUAUUCGACUUCCCCGAUACCCUCCCAGUCUAGUGUUCCCCGGCAAUCUAAAUUGUCGAGUCGCCAGUCUUUCAGACCUCCUAGCUCCAGUGCUGCUCACAAUUGGGACGACAGUCCUCCAUCACUGCUCAUUCGUCAGCAGAGAGGCGAUUAUACACCGCAACAAUCGUUGACGAACCACGCAUCAACAGACUUGGUGUGCAGUCUCUGCUCGCGUCGCUUCCGUCGCCAGGAGCACCUCAAGCGCCAUAUCCGCUCUCUUCAUGCUCAAGAGAAGCCCCUUGAGCAUCACAGCCACGUCAACCUGGCUCAUCAUCAUCCCCACAUCCACGACCUCAUGGACCGGUUUUUUCAGGUUGAGGGUCGGUUACCUAUUGAUUUGCGACCCAUGAUGCAUACUACACCCCCUCCACUACCUCCGCCACCAAGAAUACGGGAUCUGGAAAGUGGUUAUGGUGCCGGUUGGAUCCCUGCGAAUUCCGAGAAAUCUGCUCUUGCUCUUCCAUUGAUCGAUACCACUUCAGGCUUGUUUGCAGGACGUAGAUCUGAUUCUAGUCUGCGAAGUGAUCCCAUAGCGGUGGAUGAGCCAGAAGGAAGACAAGGUGGCCUACCAUUAUCACGCAAACCGAAAAUCCAGUUCGAUUCUAUGUCCGUCAUUUCGCCCUCAGGACCCGUACCCCAAGGAGUGUGCGACUGCGACUUCUCGUUAGAAAGCGAUAAUGCAUAUGAUCAGCAUCUACUACCACAUAUCGCAACCCCAUUUCCCCCUCGAAGCUCUAGCAGUCAUUGA